Molecule: messenger RNA, 1530 nt
Organism: Exophiala mesophila
Lineage: Eukaryota; Fungi; Ascomycota; Eurotiomycetes; Chaetothyriales; Herpotrichiellaceae
Exons: 1
Coding region: 39-1388 (449 amino acids)
Biological process (GO): D-serine catabolic process
Molecular function (GO): D-serine ammonia-lyase activity
Source: RefSeq, a predicted model, not a curated record
CUUCGGUUCCGGUUGUAAAGUCUAAUCCUUCGCACAACAUGUCAACAUCAUUGUUCCCUUUAUCUCCCCGAGAUGAUUUGUUGCGGGUAUAUCGAGACCGCCGUCUUAGCGAUAUAUCGGGGCCUAAUGCUGUCAUCGAUAUCGCCAAGGUGAGGAGCAAUGCACAGGCUAUGCUUGCGACAGUCAAAGAACUGCAAGUGAGCUUCCGAGCACACGUAAAAACACACAAGACAUUGGAGAUUACAAGAAUCCAAGUGGGCGAAUCUUGUGAUGACGUCCGCCUCAUUGUGUCUACCGUGAUCGAAGUCGAACAGCUUCUGCCACUGUUAUUGGAAUAUCAAUCCCGUGGCGCCAAGGUCAAUGUUCUCUAUGGUGUGCCUCUUGGUCCCUCUCAAGUCGCACGAUUGGCCGAGUUAGGCAAACAGCUCGGUGCAAGUUCCAUUUCUGCCAUGGUGGAUAAUAUUGGACAGCUCGAAGCGGUUAAGCAGUAUAGGUCCAUCAGUGGACAUCCUAUAUGCGUUUUCCUCAAGACUGAUUCGGGCUAUCACAGAGCUGGGCUAGGACCCGACUCGCGAGAAAUGAUUUCUCUUGUGUCAGAAGUGACCAAGACGGAAAAGCAAGGCUAUCUGAACUUGUUGGGUUUCUAUUCGCACAACAGUCUCAGUUACGGCGGAUCGUCACCUGAUGAUGCAAUGGAGAUGCUGAAGGUCGAGAUUGAAGUAUGCCGACAAGCCUCAGCUCAUCUCCACCCAGAUCGAGUGGAGCCCUUGAUUAUAUCCGUGGGCGCUUCACCAACAGUGCUCUCACUCCAGAACAUUGUGUCACCUGCUACCGUGCGAAGCAGCGCGGCAAAAGAUCUCAUUGCUGAGCUUCAACUCACCAAAUCUGGAUUUGAACUCGAAGUUCACGCCGGUGUUUACCCUCUCUUCGAUGUGCAGCAGGUCGCUGCGUGUAGUAGAGAAUUCUCGACAGAUCCUUAUGACACUAUUGCGUGCACCAUUCUGACAGAAGUAUGCUCCCUGUAUCCGAAUCGUACCGAGCAGCCUGAAGCCUUGGUCUCAGCUGGCUGCCUUGCGCUGGCGAGAGAACCAUGUAAGGAGUAUCCAGGUUGGGGCAUCUUGACCCCGUGGAACAUGCCUGCAGACUACGGCAGUGACAAGAGUGCACGCAUAAUUAUCAGCCGAAUUUCGCAAGAGCACGGUAUUUUGGGGUUUGAGGACACAUCGGCCAAAAGGGAGCUGCCCCUCCAGUAUGGCCAAAAGGUUUGCAUUUGGCCCAACCAUGCGUGUAUCACUCUAGCACAGUUUGGUUGGUACCUCAUCGUGGAUUCGUCAACAGAGUCGCCCGACACGGUGAGAGAUGUCUAUGUCCGAUGGAGAGGCUGGUGAAGAGUCGUACGAAUAGACAUAUUUUGAGUCACGUGGAUUAAAUGGGGCUGGAAACAGAACAUGUGAGAACUUUCAUUGUCUCUGUCCACAACCACAGUAAUGAGCUUUAACGGUUUAUUUGACUUUCCUCAUUGAUCUUGAC